Drosophila guanche is the source of this 1031-nucleotide messenger RNA. RefSeq names its product calexcitin-2 (gene Scp2). Lineage: Eukaryota; Metazoa; Arthropoda; Insecta; Diptera; Drosophilidae. The coding region runs from base 181 to 735 and encodes 184 amino acids. The transcript is spliced from 5 exons. The record is from RefSeq and is a predicted model, not a curated record. Gene Ontology annotation, molecular function: calcium ion binding.
CAUCACAGAACGGCGAACCGCGUUGCCGAGCACACACGAGUCCACGAGCACCCAGAACCCAGAGUCCAGAGUGUGGAAGCCCAGACCCAGAACCUAACGUUUCCCUAGGAGCACAGCAGGCCACAGCCAAUAAAACUGCACAAAUAAAACAACAAUUGAAGAAGAACAACAACCAGCAAAAUGUCGAUCUCCGAUUUCCGCAAAAAGAAGCUAAUGUUCCUGUUCAACGUGUUCUUUGAUGUGAACCAAAGCGGGGAAAUCGACGUUAAGGACUUCGAACUGGCCAUCGAGCGCGUUUGCAAGCUGCGCGGCUGGGCUAAGGACACGCCAAAGAACAAGGAGACCUACGAUUUGAUGAUGGAAAUUUGGACUGGACUGCGAUCGAAGGCGGACAAGGAUAACGAUGGACAGGUCAGCGUGGACGAGUGGUGCAACAUGUGGGACGCCUAUGCCAAGGAUCCGAGCAGCGUGAUGGGCUGGCAGAAUGCGUACAUGAACUUCAUGUUCGAUCUGGAGGAUGCCUCGCAUGAUGGCGGCAUCGAUGUCACCGAAUUCACGCUGGUCUGCUCCAGCUACGGUCUGGAGAAGAACGAGUGCGAGGAGGCCUUCAGCAAGAUGGCCCAGGGCCAGACCGACGUCACUCGCGAGCAGUUUGCCGCCUUGUGGAAGGAGUACUUUGCCGCCGAGGACGUCAAUGCGCCCGGCAACUUUAUCUUUGGCAAGACCACAUUUUAGGCCACUUUCUAAGACCGGAGACCGAGACCUCAGCCCCCCCACUGGUCAUGGCCACCAACUGAUGAACGCAACAAGUGAAAUUAUAAUGAAAACAGAAAUAGCAAAAGAAGAUAUUUAAUAUAUGUAAACGUUAAUUGAUUGAUAAUGGUGCGGGCAGCAGGAAGACAAUUUCCAAUUCGACUUCGAUCGAUCGUCGUUGCUGUUGUUACUCGUACGCAUAGUUGAGUGUUGUUUUCUCUCUCCAAAGUAUCUCAAGUUUUGCCCAAAUAAAUUGUUCUAAUUUAGUAGAGAGUAAA